This is a messenger RNA of Uranotaenia lowii, 426 nucleotides long. RefSeq names its product flexible cuticle protein 12-like. The transcript has a single exon. NCBI's taxonomy places the organism in Eukaryota, Metazoa, Arthropoda, Insecta, Diptera, Culicidae. Gene Ontology annotation, cellular component: chitin-based extracellular matrix. The coding region runs from base 54 to 374 and encodes 106 amino acids. Gene Ontology annotation, molecular function: structural constituent of chitin-based larval cuticle. The record is from RefSeq and is a predicted model, not a curated record.
UUUGCAUUCUUCAUUGUAGUUGCAAGUGCACCUCAAACUAUCGACAAGUAAAAAUGAAAUUCGCGCUCGUUUUCGUCACUUUGCUGGCUUUGGCCUGUUCACUUCCGGUUCCGGAUGAUAAGGAAGCACAGGUACUUCGAUUCGAUAACGAUCAUCAUGGUAUCGAUGGGUACAGCUGGAACUUGGAAACGAGCAACGGAAUUCAGCAGCAGGAACAGGCCGAGCUGAGGAGUUUCCCCGAUGAUAAUUCGGCCAUCGUUGUCCGGGGAUCUUAUUCCUAUUUGGGGGCUGAUGGAGUUACCUAUACUGUGAAUUAUAUUGCCGAUGAAAAUGGAUUCCAACCGCAAGGAGAUCAUCUCCCGAAGGCGUCGUAAAGCCAUGAAGUUGAAGUGUUGUGUUACCUAUUUAUGUGUGUUAGGAAUGGUU